Vespula vulgaris is the source of this 1963-nucleotide messenger RNA. RefSeq names its product odorant receptor 13a-like. The transcript has 9 exons. Gene Ontology annotation, molecular function: odorant binding; olfactory receptor activity. Gene Ontology annotation, biological process: detection of chemical stimulus involved in sensory perception of smell; sensory perception of smell. The record is from RefSeq and is a predicted model, not a curated record. The coding region runs from base 213 to 1430 and encodes 405 amino acids. NCBI's taxonomy places the organism in Eukaryota, Metazoa, Arthropoda, Insecta, Hymenoptera, Vespidae. Gene Ontology annotation, cellular component: plasma membrane.
AAGAAAAUGAAGAGACUUAAGAAAGAAGAGAAAAGAAUCAUUAAAUUUGCAAAUAUCUGUCUUGCCUAUCACUUAUCAACUUCGUGUCUGUUUCUUGAAGAAGAUAGAAAAAAAGAGGGUUUCAAUAUUUUAUUAGGGUACGUCUAGUUCUUACUAGUCACUUUUCUCAUUCUCCUUUCGUUCAGAAUGUUUCACGCCUCUUUAACAACCUUAUGGAUUUUUUCGAUCAUCCCUACUAUAGGGUUAGCAAACUUUUGUUAUCAAUGGUGGGUCAGUGGCCUGAUCAAAAUCCUAAUGUGCGUUUACUUUCAUUGUGUUUUGUUACUCUUCUGACUACCUCUAUUAUUAUUACUGAGGUUUUACUCUUGUAUUCUUCUAAAGGAGCUUUAGAAUUCACGGCUGAUGCUAUUGCAGGAAUAGCACUUAUGACAACUAUCUCUGUCAAGUGUCACACAUGUUAUUUCGCUGGUGAUAUGAUAAAAAAGCUUUUAAAUAAGAUUGAAGACGAGUGGAAAUUAUGGAAAUCCAAAGAAGAGAUCACUAUAAUGGAAAAUUAUGCUAAAGAAGGAAGAUUUUAUAUAAUAGGAUACAUAAGUAAGAUUUCAUACUCAGUUUUUUUCUCUCGUCUAGUAUACAUUUACACAACUGUGAUUCUAAGUUUUUUGACAUCAUUUUUACCAAAGAUCUUUGAUUUAAUUUCUCCAUUGAACGAAUCUCGUCCAUUGAGACACGUAAUUAUGAAUGAAUAUUUUGUUGAUUCACAAGAAUACUUUUAUCCGAUUUAUUUCCAUAUGACUUCGGCUAUUAUGAUUGGUAUAACAUGUUUUCUCGCAAACGAUGCCAUUUUUCUGGUUUUUACUUCGCACGUUUGUGGUUUGUUUACGGCUGUUGGAUAUCGGUUAGAAAAUUUGUUGAAGGAAAACAAUACUGAGAAAAUUUCUUCGAAUCGUCAAUCUAAAGAAUGCUCUCGAAGUUUCAUACGUUUUAUUAAGGCGCAUAAAAGAGCUGUGGAAUUCGCUGAUCUAAUGGAAUCAUAUUUUUCAUUGCCAUCGUUAUUAAUAACAGGAAUGAAUAUAAUUUGUUUAAGUGUCUCUCUUUUGCGUGUUGCAGUAUUACUAGGAAAAUCAGUAGAAGUAUUCAAAUUUACUGCAUUUACUGGAGCUCAACUUUUCCACAUGUAUUGCAUUAGUUUUGUCGGACAAAGAAUAAUAGAUCAUAGUAGUGACAUUUGUUUCAAAGCAUAUAGUGGAUUAUGGUACGAUGCACCAAUGGCAGUACGUAAAAUGUUACUGUUAGUUAUUCGAAGGAGCCUCAGACCUUCUUAUUUAACAGCAGGGAAAAUAUUUGUAUUUUGUUUCGAAAGUUUCUCUACGGUCGUGCAGACAUCCAUGUCAUACUUUAUGGUCCUUUCGUCGAUACAAGAAGCGUGAUUAGAUUUCCUAAAGUUUAAAAUAUAUUACAUAUAUUAUAUAUAUACAUACAUAAACUAUGACGUGACCUGACGUAAAAGUGGUUGGAUUCGAAAAUGCAAUUUACAUAUUUGAUCAAAUAGUUCCAUAGGUGAUAUACAUAUAAGGUAUAAGAUUGAUAUGAAGGUAUGUUAGUAUAUGAUAGAAUUACUUAAAUUUUGAAAUAGAAUUACUUUAAUAACUUGUAAGCAACUUUUUUUACUCUUCACAGUAUGUAACACAGCCAUACAACCCUGUAGAAGAUGGUUGCAUAUUCUAUGGGAUUAACAAAAUUGCUUACUCAGAGAUGGCGCUCAAAGUAAUAACAUUAUCGACAGUGUAUGAAGUGUUGCAUAUCUUCAGGUGCAAUAAUCAAUAUAAAAAAUCAUUAAUUAACGUAAAUCACUGUUUCAACGUCACAUCAUAGUAUUAAAAGUAAAAAUAGACAAACAGAAAAAGAUUAAACAAAUUGUACCUUGUAUUAAUAUCCACAUUAAAUAUUUAUUAGGAAAUUC